Messenger RNA from Candida dubliniensis CD36, 450 nucleotides. RefSeq lists its product as uncharacterized. Bases 1 to 450 code for a protein of 149 amino acids. Gene Ontology annotation, biological process: proteasome assembly. The record is from RefSeq and is a predicted model, not a curated record. NCBI's taxonomy places the organism in Eukaryota, Fungi, Ascomycota, Pichiomycetes, Serinales, Debaryomycetaceae. Gene Ontology annotation, cellular component: nucleus; cytoplasm. The transcript has 2 exons.
AUGUCAUUAAGAGUUGUUCCAUCCAGUACUAAUAAAGAGUCUUCAGUGAACACCACGAAGUUUGGUCAACCAGCUGAGCAUGCACCUGCCUUGCAAGAUAGUUUAAGAUCGCAAGAGGGUCCCUUGAAUAUAGCAUCAAAGAUAAACAAUCGUCAUCCAUUAGAAUCUCAAGUGACAAACUGGGAAAAAACUCAGGAAGAAAACAGAAUGGAAACUUAUAGACGUAUAUUUGGUGCUGGUGCUCCAAUCAAAAGAGCCAUGGAGUUGGAAAUCGUGGAAUCAUCAUCAUUUAGACCAAGUUUGUUAGGGGGUGUUGAUUCAAUGCAUAAGGAUAUCUUGUUGAAUAAAGAUUCGAGCGUUGAUUGGGAAGAUAUUUACCCUGGAGGAUUUGCUAAUGGUGACAACGUGAGGGAUUUCCAUUCUGAAAUGGAAAAACAAAUGGGGAUUUAG